AUGGUAUAUUCAAAAGAUACCGAGCUCUACCGUCGGGAUGUCAAAUCGCGUGGCCGUGAAUUCACCGCCGAAGAGCGUGAGAAGCUCGUGAAACCAUACCUUCCUCCUGUUCCUGAACUGUUAGCCCCUUCGAAAGUUUCUUCUCGGCAUAGCGGAGUCAGAAAGGUCAAAAGGCGCAGACAGAAACCCAUCCGUUCUUUUCUCAAGUCGAAGCUUCACGUUCUGCUCUACUUCGCUGUACACCUGGUCUUUGGCAUAUAUCUGCGGCUGCGCCAGACGUACCAUGCGGUAAUUGACCGAGUACUUGCCCUUUUAUAUUACCAUCACCGAACACCCGAGCUCAUCCAGAAAGACGUCAAAAACCUGUCCCGACUGCCCGAGCACUUGAGUGUCGUUCUCACUUUGAAGGGCGAGGAGGAUGGGGGACUGGAAUCAUUGAUGGAAGAUGUUGCUGAGCUGAGCGCCUGGUGUGCCAGCAUAGGGAUCCCACUACUGAGCAUCUACGAAAGAAGCGGUAUCCUGAAAUCUAACAUGCGUUCCCUGCAUUCCUUGGUCUUUCAAAGACUAUCCUCUUACUUCGGCGCGUCACAAACACCAUCCUUUCGCCUUCACGCGCCAAGCUAUCCCUCCUAUCCGCCUUCCGCCACAACCACACCUGCCCUACUCCCCACCACCAGCACCGAAACCACCUCCCCCCCCACCCAAUCUCAAAGAAGAAGAAACAUCGAAGUCCUUCUCCUCUCCUCCACCGACGGCCGCGACACUCUCGUGGACCUGACCCGCACACUGGCCGAAAUGUCUCAAUCUCACAAACUCCACCCACGGGAUAUAACGCAAGAUCUCAUCGACGCCGAACUUUCGGCCACAACCUCCAUCUCACUCUCACCUCCUUACCAACUAGCCUCUCAAACACAAACGCCAACCACGCCCAAAAACCAAGACACAAUAACAACAAUGAGUAAAGAGCCAGACCUCCUCAUAAUCUUCGGCCCAUACGUAAAACUCGACGGAUACCCGCCCUGGCAGGUGCGUCUGACCGAAAUUUUCUGCGUCGGGGAAUCAGGGGGUGGGAAUAGUGGGAGGAGUGGUGGGAGAGUUGAAUAUCAGGGCUUUCUAAGGGGACUUUGGAUGUUUGCCGCGGCGGAGAUGAGGUUCGGUCGGUAG
Endocarpon pusillum Z07020 is the source of this 1164-nucleotide messenger RNA. RefSeq lists its product as uncharacterized. NCBI's taxonomy places the organism in Eukaryota, Fungi, Ascomycota, Eurotiomycetes, Verrucariales, Verrucariaceae. Bases 1 to 1164 code for a protein of 387 amino acids. Gene Ontology annotation, cellular component: endoplasmic reticulum membrane; dehydrodolichyl diphosphate synthase complex. Gene Ontology annotation, molecular function: ditrans,polycis-polyprenyl diphosphate synthase [(2E,6E)-farnesyl diphosphate specific] activity. The record is from RefSeq and is a predicted model, not a curated record. The transcript is spliced from 2 exons.